Messenger RNA from Salarias fasciatus (jewelled blenny), 1165 nucleotides. It is a transcript of the gene cmbl, whose product is annotated as carboxymethylenebutenolidase homolog (Pseudomonas). The transcript is spliced from 6 exons. The coding region runs from base 79 to 819 and encodes 246 amino acids. The record is from RefSeq and is a predicted model, not a curated record. Lineage: Eukaryota; Metazoa; Chordata; Actinopteri; Blenniiformes; Blenniidae. Gene Ontology annotation, molecular function: hydrolase activity.
GUCAGCUUUACGCACACCGACGCGAGGCGCUCUGCAAACUUGGUCAAACUUCGAGGAGCAGCAACUGAACUCCACACGAUGGCAAAUCAAGCGAACCCGUGCCCUUGUGAUAUUGGUGAUCGCUUGGAGUACGAAGGUCUCGGCCAGGAGGUCCAGAUAGAGCACACCAAUGGAUAUGUUGUGAGACCAUCUGCUCCAUCUGAUAAAGCCAUUAUCGUAAUUCACGACAUCUACGGGUGGCACCUUCCCAACACCAGAUAUAUGGCUGAUCUGCUGGCAGCCAAUGGAUACAUUGCCGUUUGCGCAGACUUCUACCCUGGAAAGGGCUCCUGGAACCCCUCGGAUCCCUGGGAUAAAUUUCAGGAGUGGCUGGCAGACAGGCUGCCAACAAACAUCAACAAAGAGGUCGAUGCCAUUCUGAGGUACCUGAAGGAGCAGUGUGGGGCCAAACACGUUGGCGUUAUCGGGUUCUGCUGGGGAGGAGCUGCCACACAUUACCUGGCCUCAAAUUAUUCAGAGAUCAAAGCUGGAGUGUCGUUUUAUGGGAUCAUCAGGAACAUUGACGACAACUCUGCCAUGCUGAAGAGCCCUACACUGUAUAUCUACGCAGAGAAUGACGACUACAUCCCCCUGGACAAGGUGAAGGCCCUCGAGGCCAAGUUGAAGGAGAAAUGCAGCGUAGAUUAUCAGCUGAAAAUAUUUCCUGGACAGACUCAUGGGUUCGCCCACCGUAAGAGAGAGGACGUCAAUCCUCAGGACAAAUCCAGCAUCCAGGAGGCCAGGACAGACAUGCUCAACUGGCUCAACAAGUACAUGUAAACCAGAAGGCCAGAGACGGCAUGAUCACAUGGAUGUGAGAUAAAUUGGUGUUAUUCAGUAAUCAACACCUUAUCAGAAGUAAUGACUGUUAAUCAUUUGAUUAUUUCCACUUCUAACACUAAACAUUUUGCAUUUAUAGGAAUUGUGAUAUUCACAUUGAUGGAAACUAACAGAUGCCAAUUUCUUUUUUGCACUUGCUUAGACCCUCGAUACAGUACAGUGUUUCUUUUUUCAAUGUUACUGUAUUAACCUUCCUUGGAGAAAUUUCCUUACUGAAUUGACCCACUGGUGGGCAGCUGGUUUGACUUUAACCUGACCAAAAUCAUCAAAUAAACUAAUGAAUGAG